CAGACAGCGGAACAAAAGCCCCGUACCCAGCUGACUAAAUUUGAGAUGGGAUGAACUAUGAAAAGCUUGUUAAUGGCUCUUUAAUACAAUACGUGUCAUCCUAUACGCGUGCUCGCGGAAACUCAACACAGAGCUAAGUCAACAUACUGGGAGCCACUGACAAAACAGUGAUGCUGGUUGUGAUGGGAUAAUGUUUGUCGUUACAGCUAUUUCUGUUCACACUUCUUAAAACUUGUGUGUGGAAUGGGGAGAUUCUAUCAGGAGUAAUCAGAAGUAAUGUGCUUUAAAUGGCAAAUAGCGCGAGGUAAUUUAUUACGCCUAUCGAUGGCCAGUCAAGUUGUGUUUGAUUUUGGGAUUUGGUAGACAUAACAGUGAAAAUUACGGAGGAAAUCAUCCCAGACUAGCAGAGAUACAAAGGAAGGAUACAGUAAUUGGAAUAAAUUGAGGUAUUUUUAAUUUGUUAUGGCGUGGAGAUGCACUGUUCAGAAACCGCGGAAGGUCAUCGUUGUAGCUCUACUGACGUCCAUAUUUUGGUUUGCGCUCAAUACCGUAAUACUUGUUUCAUAUCAGCUAAAUAUUCCUUCACGAGAUCACAAAAGUUACAUUAUCUCUGAUCAGAGAAAAAAAGAUGAUUGGCUUGAAUUUGAGCAAAAGUCAAAGGAAUUAGCCAGCGUAGAGAAAUUAUUGCCACGUGGAAUUUCAGAGAUCGCACUCCACGGCGGAGGGAAACUCGACACCAUAAACACUGAGAUAUCAAAGAUACUGAAGUAUAAGUCAGAUCACGACAGGCAAUUGAUUCAAAAUGGACUCGUUAAAAAUGGUAAAAAGGAAUCAGUGGAAAGACUACGGUUCAAAGAAGAUACUAUAACAGAAAGCAAAAGGAAAAAACCUAAAGUUUUAAAUCAAAAACUCAUUUCGUCAGUGAGAUCCAUUGCCGAAGACAACCCAAGGAAAGAUUCUGCCGACACGAAUAUUGGCGUCGCAAGAUUCCCGACACAUGACCCGAAUGGUCCGGGGGAAAAUGGCAAAGCUGUGAGGAUAUUAGAUAAAGAAAAAUACAACGAGAAGGCUGGUUACGAUAAGUACGCUUUCAACGAAUAUGCCAGUUCUAAAAUUUCUCUUGACCGAUCUAUUCAGGACACAAGGAGUCCAGGAUGCGUUAGUAAAUUGUACCAUGUCUCGGACCUACCUACUACAAGUGUGGUGAUCUGUUUCCAUAACGAGGCAUGGUCCACUCUAUUACGCACUGUUCACAGUGUGUUAAACCGCUCGCCCCCAGACCUCCUGCACGAGAUUAUACUCGUCGAUGACUUCAGCACCUUUGAUCAUUUGAAAAAGCCGCUCGAAGAUUACGUAUCAAGGCUCACUAAGGUCCAUAUCAUAAGGACAAAAAAGAGAGAGGGGCUUAUACGGGCUCGUCUUCUUGGAGCCAACGCAGCUAAAGCCCAAGUGUUAACAUUUCUUGACGCUCAUUGUGAAGCAAACGUGAACUGGUUAGAGCCCCUACUAGAAAGGAUCCGACAGGACCAUACCAUUGUUCCUGUGCCAGUUAUCGAUAUUAUAAGCUCCACAGACUUCUCAUACUCAGGGACACCAGCCGAAGUUAUUGGCGGUUUCAGCUGGGACAUGCAGUUCAACUGGCAUUCAUUACCUCUGAGUGUUCGAGACAAACGCAAAGACUCUAGCGAGCCAAUCAGGACUCCUACAAUGGCAGGAGGGCUGUUUUCUAUUGAUCGCAAGUACUUCUUCGAAUCUGGCUCUUACGACGAAGGAAUGGAAGUUUGGGGAGGAGAAAAUCUGGAGAUGUCCUUUCGAAUUUGGCAAUGUGGAGGAAAAAUAGAAAUAAUUCCAUGUUCUCGUGUUGGUCACGUGUUCCGCUCUCGUUUUCCAUACAAGUUUCCGGGUGGCUAUCAUGAGGUCACGGUGAAUCUUGCACGUGUUGUUCACGUAUGGAUGGAUGAAUACAAAAAGUUCGUGUUUAUGAAGAGACCGGACUUAGAAGGAGUCGAUCAUGGAAACUUGACAAAGCGCUUGGAACUCCGUGAGCGGCUUAUGUGUAAAAGCUUCAAAUGGUACUUGGAUAAUGUUUAUCCUGAACAAACUACCCCAAGUGAGGAAAGUCACGCAUAUGGGGAGGCUCGCAAUCCUGAGACUGGAAUGUGCCUUGAUACAAUGGCCAGGUCUAUUGGCUCUGAACUGGGUGUGUCUCCUUGCCAUGGGAUGGGUGGAAAUCAGCAUUUUGUUCUAACGGACGAUGGGGAGUUGAAAGCUGGAGUAAAAGAUUCAUUUUGUGUUGGAGGAGAGUCUGACAGUGUGUAUCUUUUUUCUUGUGGAGAAGCCAGCCAACAAUGGGAACUGUCAAAGGGCACCCUUCGUAACACGCAUCAAGAAAGAUGUUUAGAGCUUCAAGGAGAUGGAAAUACAGUGGCGAUAAAGAACUGUAACAUGUUACCCAAUCAGAAAUGGGCAUUUUCCAAGACCUCCUAGGCCUACUUGAAAUAUAGCAAAUUGAAAUAUAUCUUCUUCGUGAGAAAUUUAUAUGAAACAUUUUAAGGUUUUUGCUGCCCUCAAAGGCAGGUUUAUUUAUAUCAGUAGUUGCAGAAAAUUAUUUCAAUAUGCUCUCCUCAAUAGCCUAAUGCAAUAUCGUUUCGUUCUAUCUGCUGUCAGUCUUUAUCUUUUUCACUUCAUAUGGCUGAGGUUCGUCGAACCCGCAAUAUACGAAUUUGUUGCCUGACUUAUAAACUCCCUUAUAUCUAGCGGGAAAUUCCAAAAGAGUUAAACAUUACACACUCACGACACAGAUCAGAUCUAGUCCCCGAUUUCUUUCUUACGGCACCGUGACACACUCACUCACUUUUGCCUCAAACAAUACAAACUGAUUUUCAUCUUUCCGAUUUCAUAGUGUCUACAGUGCAUACGUUUUUUUUUUUAGAAACUUCUACUUUAAAAACAGUAAUAAAGAUAUUGAGGCAUUUGCCUGAGUUUCUAUUACCUUCAUUUAAGGGUUACGUUUUUACGUGGAGGGCAAAAUAUUUUUGAGGGAGAAUACAUUUUUUAAAAGGAAUAAAUUUUCGGAGGGCAGCUAGUUUUUGGAGAGUGACCCGGCUAUCUAGGAAGGAAACUCUGUUUUGAAGAUAGGCCGACCUAUCUCUAGAGAGGUAUGUACUUUUCGCAAGGAAUGUGUUUUUGAGGGGGUUGUAUUAUUGUACAGGUGGUGACCUUCCCUUACAGUUUUCCUGUUCUCAGAAGAUGUCCCAUGUUCUUUAAAAAUGUUUGGUUAAGUUCCCUUCUUCCCAUUAAUCUCCUGUCAAAUAGGACGCAUGGUUUCGUCAUGUAGUUGAUUUAUUUGGCGUUCUCUACCAUUCUAUGAACACAUUAUGCUACGGCUAACCUCGAACAUGCGGAAACUACGGUUGUCUUUGCCUCAAAGAGUUGUAUUUAUAUGCCGUGAUGGUUACCACCAAAGGGAAAAGAAUGGCACCUCUGAUUGGCUGCCUCCAUUUGAGAACUAUUUUUAAAGUUAAAAAAAAAUUGAAAGAAAAUUUGUGGUUGCCUUAUUGAGUUCUUAGUAGCGAUAACUAACGGUCAUUUAGUAAUAAAAGCUUAUGAAAACCAUGAACCAUAUCCUGUAACAAUAAUGAAACUGUUACAUUAAACUGCUGGGAGAUCAAC
Messenger RNA from Pocillopora verrucosa, 3672 nucleotides. RefSeq names its product polypeptide N-acetylgalactosaminyltransferase 1-like. NCBI's taxonomy places the organism in Eukaryota, Metazoa, Cnidaria, Anthozoa, Scleractinia, Pocilloporidae. Gene Ontology annotation, biological process: protein O-linked glycosylation. Gene Ontology annotation, cellular component: Golgi apparatus. The record is from RefSeq and is a predicted model, not a curated record. Gene Ontology annotation, molecular function: polypeptide N-acetylgalactosaminyltransferase activity.